AGGUGAUAUUUCACAAUGAGGCGUGCUGCAGCUUUUCUGGCGUUGCUGCUCUGUCUGUACUGGACGAGGGCUCAGGGUGAGAGUGGAGGGGUGACAGUGAAUGAUAUCACUCAGACGGAGAUUCAGUCUGAGAUCCUGGGUGUCAAAUCAACCAGUGAUCAGACCAACAUCACCCCUGACAUCUGGGCUGAGCUGAAGGAGCUGAGAGACAUGGCCAUCGAACACAGUUUGGAGCUGAGGAACAGCAAGAGCAAGAUGGAGAAGCUGGAGCAGGAGAAUACAGCCAUACAGGCCAGACUGACAGCCAGUGAAUACAAGAAUGCAGUGUUGGAGGCCAGAAUGAACGCCAGUGAAAACGAGGUGGAGGAGCUCAAGAUAGAGAGUGCAGAUAUGAUGGCCAGAUUGAAUAUCAGUGAACAUGUGAUGGAGGAGCUCAAGAGAGAGAACACAGAUCUUCUACACAGAGUAACAUCAGUUGAAGAUAAGAACAAAGUGUUGGAAGCCAGAAUGAACACCAGUGAAAACGAGAUGGAGGAGCUCAAGAUAGAGAGUGCAGAUAUGAUGGCCAGAUUGAAAAUCUGUGAAAACGAGGUGGAGGAGCUCAAGAGACAGAAUGCAGACCAACCAAAGGUGGCGUUCUCACUUGGUCUCACUGACAAAGGACAAAUUGGACCCUUCAUUACUGACAUCACACUUAAGUUCAGUAAAGUCAUCACCAACUUUGGUCAGGCCUACAGUCCAUCUACAGGUCUCUUCACAGCCCCAGUCAGAGGAGCCUACUACUUCUCAUUCACUACACUGGAUGGCCGGAGUAACGUAUACAGGCGUGUUUAUCUCUAUCACAAUGACAAUAGAGUGUUGUUCAGUUAUAAUUACAGUGCAAAUACCUCGGAAAGUGUUUCUAAUUCACUGGUUCUUCAGAUGGAAAAGGAGGAUGUGGUCUACAUGGUUUUACCUGGUGGCUGUAGUGUAUAUGAUGAUCGUGAUGAUCAUACUACCUUUAACGGAUUUCUGCUUUUUCCACUGUGAGACUCAAACAUGAGAAUUGAUUUACCCCCAAAUGUUUGGCAUAGUGUAUAAACAAGUCAUACAGUAUUCAUGUGUAUAUGAAAGGAUGCACAUUGUUGCUGUGUUGACUUUGCUCUGCAACAAACUACAUAUGAAAUAAAAGAAUGAAUAUGAGGUUAAA
Scomber scombrus (Atlantic mackerel) is the source of this 1189-nucleotide messenger RNA. Its product is annotated as heavy metal-binding protein HIP-like. The coding region runs from base 16 to 1029 and encodes 337 amino acids. The transcript is spliced from 9 exons. The record is from RefSeq and is a predicted model, not a curated record. Gene Ontology annotation, molecular function: protein binding. NCBI's taxonomy places the organism in Eukaryota, Metazoa, Chordata, Actinopteri, Scombriformes, Scombridae.